Akanthomyces muscarius is the source of this 804-nucleotide messenger RNA. RefSeq lists its product as uncharacterized. The record is from RefSeq and is a predicted model, not a curated record. Bases 1 to 804 code for a protein of 267 amino acids. Lineage: Eukaryota; Fungi; Ascomycota; Sordariomycetes; Hypocreales; Cordycipitaceae. Gene Ontology annotation, biological process: peptidyl-lysine dimethylation; peptidyl-lysine monomethylation. Gene Ontology annotation, cellular component: cytoplasm. The transcript is spliced from 2 exons. Gene Ontology annotation, molecular function: protein-lysine N-methyltransferase activity.
AUGGCACAAACGCCAAAGCAUCUCGACCCUUCCGAGCUCGGCACUCGCGAAUACUGGGAUACGCUCUACACGACCGAAAUCGCCAACAACGCCGCCAACCCCGACGAUGUCGGCACUGUAUGGUUCGACGACUCCUCCGCCGAGGAAAAGAUGCUCGCAUUCCUGGCCCGUCUCGCCGGCGACUCGCCCGACUCCGAUGCUGACGACGAAGACGACACGACAGACACCCAGCCACCACCGCCAACAACCACAUUACUGUGCAAAGAAACCACGUCUUUUCUGGAUCUCGGCUGCGGCAACGGCUCCAUCCUCUUCGCCCUGCGCUCCGACGGCUGGUCAGGCCCGCUCACGGGCGUCGACUACAGCGCGCACUCCAUCCGACUCGCCUCCCAGAUCGCCUCCUCCAAGGCCCUCACCAACAACAUCACCUUUGCCGAAUGGGACCUCAUCAACGGCCCCCCCCUCUCCACCACCCUCUCUCCCCCCUCUUCACAGCACACAUUCGACGUGGUCCUCGACAAGGGCACCUUUGACGCCAUUUCUCUCAGCGACGCCACCGACGCCGCAGGGCGCCGCAUCUGCGAGGGUUACAAGGCGCGCGUGCUGCCGCUGCUCGCCGUCGGCGGGCUCUUCCUGAUUACGAGCUGCAACUGGACAGAGGAGGAGCUGCGCGGGUGGUUCGUGGGUGGCGAGCGGGUGGCGGGGGCCACGUUUGAAGAGGCGGGACGGGUCAAGUAUCAGACGUUUAGCUUUGGGGGCGUUUCUGGCCAGACAAUCAGCACUCUGUGUUUCCGCAAGGUAUAG